ACUUAAAAAAAUCGUCUAAAGAGUGGGAAAUUGCGUCCUUCUGUAAAAAUUAAUAAAUAUAUUUUAUGUUACAUUAAAUUUGAUUAUUGAGUACUUUUACGUUUUUAGUAUAGUUCCAUUUUUAGUGAAUAAAUAAAUAAACAGUACAAAAUGAGUGGAAAAGUAUUGUUUGCAUGUUCAAAAUGCUUUUCAAGGCACCCGUUUGAAGAAUUGUCUUCGGGUUCACAACUUUGCAAGAACUGCCGCGUUACAUCGGCCGCUAAAUGUUGUACUUAUUGCCGUUCAGAAUUUCAGCCCGUAAUGAAAUCACAAAGCGCAUGCAAAAAGUGUGAACAUUGUUUAAGCAAAUACGGCAAGCCAUCUGCAUGCGAAUGCUGCAAAAUUGUCGCAGCUUUCAACAGUACUAAGUGUAUGAGAUGUGCUAGCUAUGAAGUAAAAUACGGUCCACCUGUACAAUGUGAUGAGUGCAAACAACGAUCCGCAUUUGAUAAACAUGACGAGAAUAAAAAGGUCAAUGGCAAAUUGCUCUGUUGGCUAUGUACCUGCUCAUUUAAACGUGCCCUUCUCAAAGCACAGCAGGAAGGGCGAUUACCUUCAAAGAAACGACCUCACGAAAAAUCGCACAGAGAAAAUUCCUCAGCUUCAGCCAAGAAAUCAUCUCGGACUUCUGCUGAUUUAACGAAAGGAAGUACAUCAGCUGUUAGCGCAGCUGGAUUGGAUUUACCCGAUAAAAUUUCACGCACAGGUUCUGGCGGCAGUAGUGGAAGUGGAAAUGGAGCAAUUAUUGGUUUAGGAUCAUUAGGCACACCAGCUGUUAUAUCGAUUGAUCCUAACUCAGCUGAUCAUGUAGUUGCUAUGACAAAUCUUAAGGAGCGUAUUGCUAGUCUUGAAAAACGCCUACAGCUUAAAGAUAAAGAUUUGUUGGAAAAAGAUAAACUGGUGACAGAGUUGAAAGGAAAGAUGUUUGAAAAGGAAAUUGAAAUGCGUAAUAAAAUGAAAGAACAAGAGCGAUUAAACGAAAUGAAAGUAGAAAAUCUUAAUCGCAAGGUAUCUAACUUAUUAAAAGAGGUAGCAGGCUUGAAGAAAGGUAACAAGAAAAAUGGUAGAGAAAAACGUGAAAAUGUAUCACCUAAAGAAGAGAUUAUUGAAAUAAAGUCGAAUGAAGUUAAAGAAGAUAAGGAAGAAAGCCGCGGAGGAGAUGAACAAGAGGAGCGUGACGAACGUAUAGAAAAUGAAGAAAAAGAAAGUUCUUCAGACUCACGUUCAAAUAGUCCCUCAACAAAUUAAUUAUUCUACUUAAAUUAGUAAAUAUUCCUCAUAUUGUAUAUUUACAAGAUUUGAAUCAAGUUUUUAAAUUUUCUAAUUUAGUUAUUAUUAUUUACAUGACAAACAGUUAUGCAGAAAUAGGUAAGAGAACUCUUACUUAAUUUAUCAGCUUAUAUAUAUAUAAAUUAUAAAUUUUUUUUUCUAUAAGUGUUAGUUUCAUAAAGUUGUUGGAAAGACUUGUUUUUUGUGCGCAUUAUAAUAUAUUACUAUAAACAUUCAGAAAUUAAUUUUAAAAAAAAUUUAAUUUAAGCAUAAUAAAUUUAGUAAAUUGUAACUUUAUUUUGUAGUUGACUUCUUCUUAUUUUUUACUUAUUCUGAAGCAAAUGUUUUUGUUUAUAAGUUUUAAUAAUUUGUAAGAGAUUGAAAACAAAUAAAAAAAAAUCCAACA
Molecule: messenger RNA, 1714 nt
Organism: Teleopsis dalmanni
Lineage: Eukaryota; Metazoa; Arthropoda; Insecta; Diptera; Diopsidae
Product: protein FAM76A-like
Exons: 6
Coding region: 151-1287 (378 amino acids)
Source: RefSeq, a predicted model, not a curated record